CUGUUGCCUGACCCCGCGGACCCGGAAGCGAUCCGCUCUCCCAUCAUGGCCGCCUCCACUGUGUUCAAACCGGGUCUUUUCAAGCACAAAGUGGCGAUUGUUACCGGGGGAGGAACCGGCAUCGGAAAAGCCAUAGCGGCCGAGCUGUUGGGAUUAGGUUGCAGCGUGGUCAUCGCUUCACGGAAAGUGGAACGGCUAAAAGAAGCUGCCCAAGAACUCGUUUCUAAAAUAUCUCCAGCGAAUCCCUCGCUCCUGACUCCUAUCCCGUGUAACAUCCGCAAGGAAGAUGAGGUGGAAACGCUGGUAAAAUCUACUCUUAAUCUCUACGGGCGGAUUGAUUUCCUGGUAAACAACGGAGGAGGCCAGUUCCCAAGUCCAAGUGAAGCAAUCAGUGCCAAAGGGUGGAAUGCGGUGAUCGACACCAACCUUACUGGGACGUUUUACUGCUGCAAAGCAGUAUACAACGCCUGGAUGAAAGAGCAUGGAGGAGCCAUCGUCAAUAUUGUGGCGGACAUGUGGAAAGGGUUCCCUGGCAUGGCGCACACCGGAGCAGCCCGGGCCGCUGUCGAUAACUUGACGAAGAGCUUAGCCAUUGAAUGGGCGCACAAUGGCGUUCGAAUCAAUUCCAUCGCUCCUGGAACAAUUUUCUCACAAACCGCGGUUGAAAAUUACAAGAUGGGCCCUCGGUUGUUUGAAAGCUACAUCCCAAAGAUUCCUGCCAAGAGACUGGGUCUUCCAGAAGAGAUUUCUCCGAUGGUCUGCUUCCUGCUGUCGCCCGCCGCUUCCUUCAUCAGCGGAGAGACCGUGAGAGUGGAUGCCGGACAGAGCUUGUACGCAUCUCCCUGGGAAGUACCAGAUCAUAACCGGUGGCCAGAAGCCCCCGAUGGAGAGAACAGCAAAGCUUUAAAGGAGAUGCUUUCGGACGUCCCGCCGCCAAAGCUCUGAGCGCAGGGUACGGGACCCGCGUCGCCGAGUGACAGCCUGCGGGAAGAUUGUAAACCAGAUUUUUUUUAUAUAUAUUUGUUUAAUUGAAUGUACAUUUUUGGCUACAUUGUUAACCCACCGAAUAGAGACGGUUUUUGCUGCUUGAUCUGGAUACCCCGGCUGCUUCAGAAUAUGGAGAUAAGGUCCUUAGAGUUGAAUUCCCUCAUCCUCAAUGCAGGUCUGCGAAGACUGUGCCCUCACCUUUUAUCCACCACGUUAUCUAGUAGGCAACCCAGCCGCCACUGGGUUAAAUCCGGAGCCCAGAGUUGUUGCAGGGACUCGCUGUCCUGCCGCGUUAUAGACAUUAAGAAAAAAAAAGUUUCCUGAUCUAUUUUGUUAAUUGCACUUUAAUUACAUUAAAGCCUUAAAUAUUAAAUGACAA
This is a messenger RNA of Spea bombifrons (plains spadefoot toad), 1366 nucleotides long. RefSeq names its product peroxisomal trans-2-enoyl-CoA reductase (gene PECR). Lineage: Eukaryota; Metazoa; Chordata; Amphibia; Anura; Pelobatidae. The coding region runs from base 46 to 945 and encodes 299 amino acids. Gene Ontology annotation, biological process: phytol metabolic process. Gene Ontology annotation, molecular function: trans-2-enoyl-CoA reductase (NADPH) activity. Gene Ontology annotation, cellular component: peroxisome. The record is from RefSeq and is a predicted model, not a curated record. The transcript is spliced from 8 exons.